Molecule: messenger RNA, 2909 nt
Organism: Vitrella brassicaformis
Lineage: Eukaryota; Vitrellaceae
Source: the annotation of a GenBank genome assembly
GAAAACUUCAGGCAGUCCAGCUGGACGUGCGUCAUUGAGUCGAGUGACUGUCCACCCAUCCAUCCAUCCAUACAUCCAUCCAUGACACACAGGCACCGCAGCUGACUGACGAUUGACGGAGGCACCCAUCCAUCCCUGUCGCACGCACACAAUCGAUGUGCACACCACACACAACGCAACUACAUGCCAUCCAUCACCAUUGCAUUGCAUUGCACGGAGAAACAGACCAAGUGUGCAGAGCACCACCUUCCUCUGUUCACACCUUACUGCCCACCCGACCUUCACCAGCAAUUACUACCUUCGCCCGACAUCCACACAAAUAAAUACGAUAGGACGGGCACGCAUGCGCGGACGCACCUGGCUGGGCUGCCCCAUCACCCCCAGGGGUCCGGCUCCACCUGCAGCCGCACCCCCCACCCGUACCUCGGCCCCAUGUCCUCCUGCGGUAGAUCCAUCACACGAAAAUACUCUGCCUGCUCCUCCUGCACCACACAAAGACACACAGAGGCCAGUGUGUGCCAUGGGUGGGCGGCUCUCGGCGGUGUGUGGGCAUGUCAGCUCACCUGCGGCCUGCUGAUGAGCACGAUCCGCAUGGCGUCUUUGGUCAGCGGGGCGAUGUAGCGGUUCAGCAGCUGCUGCAGGGUCGUCUCCAUGGCAUGCCGGACGUACUUGACGUGAUGACCAUAACGCAGCUCCACCAGCACGGUGUCAGGCACCUUGCUGCUCCUGCACUCUCCCUCGGGUGUCGGCAAAUGUGAGUGGGAGAGGGACGAGUCGAGGGACACGGUGGGGGUGGGGCGAGGGGCGGCCAUGUCGAUGUCUGUCUGGGGGGCCUCUGAUGGUGCGCCUGGGUCGGCUCGUUGGGUCUCACAAGCGGGAGGGGGCGGGGGCGGGGGGUGCUGGUGGCCAUCGAUGAGAAUGGGAGGUUGGGGCUCCUCGCUGGUCUGCUGCUCCUCUGCAUGUGUGUGGUACUGCUGCUCCUCCUCCUCCUCUCCCGCGUACACCUCGCCCUCCCCAGCGGCCUCGCCAGCAGCCUCCUCCAUCUCCUGGUUCUCGGGCGGCACGGCACUCUCGUCAAUGGUGCCGUUGAGCUGCCCUUGGUCGACCUCGUCAACCACAUCGCCGGCUUCGCCCUGGCCCUCCUGAUAGUGGUUGGCGUCGUAGAAGCCCUGCUCGCCCUCAGCUUCACCUUCAGCUUCCUGGUGCUGCUGCUGUUGAUAAGUCUCGUCUGCCCCUUGUGGGUGCUCGUGGUCUCUGUCGUCCUCGUCGUCGUCGUGCUGGUCUGUGGGCGGGGGGCCGCUGUGCUCAUGCGCUUCGGAGGCAGAGUGCUCAUGCCUGGUGGACAGACAGAAAGGAGAGUGACGUCGUGGACGGGCUUGUGCCUCGGUGCGCACCCAUUCAUGUCGGCGUGGUCGUAGGCACCGUCUUGUGGGAUGGCACCGUCCCCCCGGUCACGCGAGAGGGAGCGCGAGAGCGAUCGACGGCCGCCGUUGUGGUUCACUGGCGGCUGGCCAUUCACCUGACGGACGGAACGGACAGAGAAGCAGGGGAAUAAGGUGUCGUUAAUGCGCGUGCGUGCCACCUCACGCACCAUUUGCUCAUCGUUCUGGUCUGCCUGCUGCUGCUGGUGGUGCUGCUGCUGCACCUCAGCAGCGGGGGUCAACUGACACAGAACAACAGGACAGGCAGACAAGGCAAGGCAACACGUGACGACCGACAUUCUCCCCUCCCUCCUGACUCCCCGCCCGCCCGCCGCAUCAUACUUACGGUCAUCUUUCGUGUCCGGCCAUCCCUGUCCCGCUUCCGCCAACCCCGGUUCGCCUCGUCCGGCCGCUUCUUCCGCUUCCGCCACUUACCACGCGGGCCACCAUUGCCACCAUUGCCGCCAUUGCCGCCACCACCACCACCAGCACCUUUCCCACCCGGCGUCGGCCGCCAGCCAAAGUCCUGGUCGCCCAUUUUCCUCUUGGCCCGCGGCGACCGCCGGUUAUCGUCCCUGUGGUGCUCGGGCUCUCUGUCACGGUCUCGGUCGUGUGGUGGGAACCUCGGCGGGUCGAAGCGGCCACGGGGUGGUGAGCGGGGGGGAGGGGCACGGUAGAGCGGGUCAUACUCAUCGCCACGGGGAGGGCCGGCCCUGCUCAGACAGACAUCGUACACACACACACACACAUGUAUGCGUCUAUCGUCUGAUGAUGUGAAUGAAAACUGGGUGGGUGAUGGACUGACUGUACGUGUGACUGACCUUCUGGGCGAUGGCGACCGCCUCCUCUGUCUCAGAGGGGGCGGCGAUCGGCUGCUGGGCCGGCUACUCGGCCGCUUCCUCGUGUGCGGGGGCGGCAUGGUCAUCUCGUCCCGCCGAUGCCGCCGAUGCCGCUCAUUGCCAUGUGAAGGAGGGGAACCUCGAAGGCCUCGAGAGUCGCGCUCACGGGGAGGCACGUCAGCCAUUGCCGAUGGGCAGCCCGCCGCACGAACAGAGCUCUGUCAGCAACAAGGACAGACAAGACGGCACAACACACGGCAGUGCGCUUGACCUGGUUCUCCUCUCUGUGUGUGUGGUGAUGCUCACUUGACAGAAUGGAGGGAGGAAUCUCACACACGACAACCGAUUGGUCAGCUGCUCACUUUCUGCAGACAGGUCAAGGAAGAGCACAUGCAUCACGCCAGGCCAUCCGUACCCACUGCCUGUAGUCAUCUUACCUGCGACCGUUGUUCCAAGGGUUGUUCAGUUUGUUUGUGGCAAUGAUGAGGCCAAAAGGUAUCACAAUCCGAUGCUACCUGAGUGUGUGUGUGGUGGACCUCUUUUGCUCUCCUUGACUUCCGCGGCAGCGGUUUCCUACCUGCGAGCUUUGGGUCGACGGCCCUAUUCGGUGAAAAUGAGGACUCAGCAGCUCUCACUCUGCUGUCCAUAU